AUGCAUAAAGAUUCAUCAACAUCAUCAUCACCAUCAUCAUCAUCAUCAUCAUCAUCAUCAUCAUCAUCAUCAUCAUCAUCAUCAUCAUCAUCAUCAUCAUCAUCAUCAUCAUCAUCAUCAUCAUCAUCAUCAUCAUCAUCAUCAUCAUCAUCAUCAUCAUCAUCAUCAUCAUCAUCAUCAUCAUCAUCAUCAAUCAAUCAAUCAAUCAGUCAGUCAGUCAAUUGUGAAUUCAAUUUCUUGACAAUAGUUUCAGUUAAAUUCAAUGAAGCAGAAUGA
Schistosoma mattheei is the source of this 276-nucleotide messenger RNA. The record is from the annotation of a GenBank genome assembly. Lineage: Eukaryota; Metazoa; Platyhelminthes; Trematoda; Strigeidida; Schistosomatidae.